Messenger RNA from Cyphomyrmex costatus, 411 nucleotides. RefSeq lists its product as uncharacterized. The transcript is spliced from 3 exons. The coding region runs from base 1 to 411 and encodes 136 amino acids. The record is from RefSeq and is a predicted model, not a curated record. Lineage: Eukaryota; Metazoa; Arthropoda; Insecta; Hymenoptera; Formicidae.
AUGAGGUACAUAGAUAAACCAGAGGAAAAAUAUAUCGCGAUAAUUAACCGAAUCCAUGAUACCAUCUGUAAAUUAGAAGAAACUUUAAAAUAUUCACGGGAUUUGGAAGCUAUCCGAUUUCUGCAAUAUUCCACGUUGAAGUCUCGCGAUAAAAUUCUGACGGAUGAUCUGAAGAAGAUUAAAAUGCGAAAUAAACAGAUGUUAAAUUUAUUUCGACAAAGUGUCACGGAUGUUCAACUCGGUUCUCUCGAUAUAUUGCCGGAAACUCUGAGGAGACAAGUACAAAAGACGUGGCAUCAGAAAUAUGACACUCUAUUAUCUCAGAACGAGCAAUUGAAGAGACAAAUUAUCACUAUGGACUACGCAAUGAAACAGAAACAGAAAGAAGUACGUUUGAUAGGUUUACGAUAA